Messenger RNA from Wyeomyia smithii (pitcher-plant mosquito), 4285 nucleotides. Its product is annotated as rhodanese domain-containing protein CG4456-like. Gene Ontology annotation, cellular component: mitochondrion. Lineage: Eukaryota; Metazoa; Arthropoda; Insecta; Diptera; Culicidae. The record is from RefSeq and is a predicted model, not a curated record. Bases 3681 to 4205 code for a protein of 174 amino acids. Gene Ontology annotation, molecular function: thiosulfate-cyanide sulfurtransferase activity. The transcript is spliced from 4 exons.
UUCGAGGCACGACUUACAGUAGUCCGAGUGCAAAGACUAAGUUAAUCUUUUAGUCCGUUGCCAGGUAGAAUAACGACCGCCUUGAAUCAUGUUUGUUGUUAGAUUGAUUUUAUUAAACAAAUUCUACUUAACCCUCUAGUGCCCAGUGCCGCCUUUAGACGGGCUUCAGUAAAAGCUUUACCAAAGUCCGUCUAAAAAUUAACUUGGGCACUAAAGGGUUGAACCUAAUCUACUGGAACCUCGGAGAGAAACAAAUCUCUCUUUCAUUUUUCUCCAGUUUUUUGUUUCUUAGUUUUGUCCCUGUCUCCCGUAGUUAUCAAGAAAGGACAACUUCAUAGUUACUUUUUUGUUGUUGUUGCCUACUUUCUUCACUGCCGUGCGGCAGUUGAAGUUUUUCCCACAGGGAACAAGGUGUCUAGUAACAGCACUUUUUCCCGGCGAAGAAAUUUUCGGAAAAUGUACCAUUUCAGACUAUGCAACAGAAAGCUGCAUGAAUGUCUGUCUAUCGGUGGGAAUGCAAUUUUGCCAUAAUACCUGGUUCUGGUAGUGGAGUUGCUGAGCGAUUGAGCUGGGAUUUUGCAGGGGGACUUUUUUCGAGAAGACAAAAAUUUUGAGACCUAUCGCUAAACGACAUUCCUAAAGUCAAGGUGCGCAAAAACUUAUUUCCCUUCACCCUGCAGUAUAAAUAAAACUGUUUUGUGUCCCUUCAAGGCAAUUCUCGUAGACGAACAUAACCAGUCACAAAACAUUGAAAAAAUGUUGGUUUUGUCCUGUUUUACGGUACUUAUUGGUUUCAAAACUUACUAAAAACAUUUAUUCGGAACAUUAUACACCCUAAGAAUAAUUGUUGUAAUUUAAUUUUAAUUUACGUUAUAUCGAAUCACGUUAUAUCGAGGUUGCCUUAUAUCGAGGUAUGACUGUAGUAGGAAAACACUUGAUUGUUUACGUUGUUCUCUCCUAUUUUGUUUGUUUGAAUGUUUGUGAAAAUUUUAAAACCAGCGUGUCAGAAUCAUUAAAAAUUAUAGUUUCAUACAAACAGUAACACCUAAACUACGAAAUAGUAUUAAAAUAGCCAUUGCAAAAAUAACGAAACAAAUGUAGUGAGAACGUGCAGGUUAACAUGCGCUAUCAAUGUUACCAGCGCCAUUGAAGUUAGCAACGUUAACAAAAUGCCAACUUUGAUUCUACUGUAAAUACCCGUAGACAUUCUGACACUUAUUUUAAACGAUAAAAUACAUAAUAUAAAUCGAUACUGUUAUUAAAAAGUACAUUUUUAUAAUGUUAAGAACUAUCAUAUCUCGUUGAUCCUAUAUCGGGUUACUACUUCUCAGGCUAUAAAUUUUGUAAUUCAUGUGAACUCGCAAAACAAUAUUUUGAUAGUAUCGGUUGAGUGGAAAAAUUUGAACCAGGUUGGAGAUGACAAAGUGGGAUUUUAUAAAACUUGUUUUUUUCUUUCAUGCCAAAUUAUACUACAUUACAACUAGCUAUUAAUAAACAUGGCACCAAGUGGGAAAAUAAAGCUACGCAAGUUGUCUCCCCAUCAGAAUCUAUAUGUACAUACAAACAAACAACAUCUAGCCUGCCUGUUGAUGCAUAGAUGUUAUAGGGGGACAAGAGGCAAGAUGAGCACCUUAAGCUUCUUAUCAAAUUGUUAGGGCAAAGUGAGCAAAAAGCUACUGAAUACAUUUUUACUACAUAGAGUAAGAAUAAUACUCAAGAGUUGCUACAUUGGAAACUAAAGAAAAAGGUUAUUUAAAUAUUUAUAAAUAAUUUCCUAAGCCACUAAAAAGUAUGAGGCUGGUCGCGGUACGGGGUAGAUUUGGCAUACCUAUGGGGCAUAAUGGGCAUGUUCAUAUUUUUCGAUUUCAAGCAAACAUUACACAAUGUAUCAAUGUAACGUACAAUCGUAGGUACCGAAACAAAGUUUUCCUUUCCUGUUUCACUAUUUAUACUCCAAAACAGCAUAAUUUUUUAGCCUUUUUCAAUUUGAAAAUUAUCUAUGAAUUUGCCCGCAUAUAAAAAUAAGGUUUUGAUCCAUAAAACACUACUGUGCGGAUAAAGGAAUAAUAAAACAUGACAAAAUUUAAAUUUAGGUAACUUUAUUUUAAUGAUUGUCAACAAACGAAUCUGUUCGACGCAGCCUCAAAUGUCGGCUUAACGUUUGCCGUGGAAUGCCGUGUGCAAUAGCCGCUCGGUUCAUUGACAUUCGAUGAGAAAUAACCGCGUCUAUAGCAGUGGCCAAUGAUGACUGUGACCAUUUUUUGCGCCCUGACAACCGUUUCUAAUUCCGAACCAUUUUACUAUUAACUGCUGCUAGCACGAUGUUUACUUUUUUGACAGCACUUUCUGGUUUGUAGGUUAUGUUUUCGUGCAUAGGUAUGGCAAUUUUGCCCCUACCAGCACUGCCCAAUCUACCCCAUGAGAAACACUUAUGAAAAAGAGCUGUUUUUAGAUGAUGUUUUAUUUGAAAACACUGCAUUAUUUAUUGAAACUGUUUGAAUAUCAAUAACGAUUACCGAAAAUAAACUUUCGAGCCCAAAACGACAUAUACGCAUGCAAAAACCCUUAUUUUUCGCGCUUGUGAGCUAUAAUAUUAUACGCAAGACGUGCAUGAAUGAUACAAUUGUUUAUUGUGUAAAAGCGAAUUUGUUUUUUCCAGUUAUUUUGAAUAAAAUUACAUCUUCAAAUUAAUGUUAAUGAUUCAAAUUUAUAACAGUUCCAAAAUUACUGCCAGAAACCUAGAAACAACAUAUGCCCAUUCUGCCCCAUAUGGCCAUCUUGCUCCUUGUUCCCCUAUACAUUUUCUGUUAAGUUCUCAGAUUACUGAUACAAAAACCGGGUUAUUGAAAGGAAAGAAAAAGCAAAGCGGACUGUGUCACAUUUCUGAUUACUCAUGCUGAGACGAUGUUUUCAUACAAAUUUUGCAGAAUCGAGUUGGAAUAAAGUUGGUAAAUGCUUCGUGAAAUAACUGUGACUUUCUGUCCCAAAAAUGCUUACCCAGCAGUAGCACCGAAAAUAAACACACUUUCUGUUACUUUUAUAUUCCAAUUAUUACGCACUAGUGCGUAGUUUUAACCCCUCAUUUAAUAAUGGAUUAAUCAUCUUUGGCUUAUCAAUAAGUGCGACACAAUGCAUUACAACAAACAUUGCAUAACAGUAAUCAUAGGAACCACAAUUCUCUCUCUUUUUUGAGAGAUAAUGAUCGUACACACCCACCAUCAGCUAGGUAAAACGAGAACGUGCUAUAAAUGUUGCAUACCCGAUACGCCAGUAGAAGCGCAAUAAAAACAUCUGUGUUUUCCCCACAUCGAAGUGUGAAUCAACGUUUCUCAUGCCGCUUUUGGAUAGCUUGAAGAAAUUUGCAUAUCUGGCAAAAUCUCACCCCAACAGACGGUACUUCGGUAGCCAAAUGAAUAUUAUUAAAGAAUAGCAUACGAUUUCCAGACAAGAAUGAUAACAUCGCCACAUAGCUUGCCUGUGUUCGGCGAAUAUUUGCAGUAUGCAUUACUACAGGUCCCAAAAAAAUACAGUUUGCAAAGUUCCUAACUAAAUAUAAAAAAUAAGAAGAUAAGAUUAGCGUGAGGGUAAUAUAUAAAUUCGCCAGCUAAAUUCGGCAAUCAGUCAAACAUCGACUAUCGCUUAGAACCAUUUUCAACGAACAUUCCAAAAAACACGCGACAAUGAAUACCAGUGCAGUGAGAAUUCUGUUGCAAAGAACACUAGUGCAAAAUGUUACAAAAGUGAACAGAUACAGUGUCCUAGCGAAGCAGCUUCCGGCUGUUAGCAAUGUAGCCGGGACCGGCUUGCGGUACUGCUCGGCCGGUAAGAACCGAUACGACAAAAAUUGCGUCGACAAGAGCCUUCAUGCCACGUACGAUGAGAUUGCUAAUCUACAUAAUCACCCCGAGAAACUGCUGAUCGAUGUUCGCGAUGCUGCGGAAAUCGCUGCCACCGGGUCCAUUCCGACCAUCACAUGCAUUACCGACCAGCUUAAACUAAGUUCGGAUGCUUUUAAGGCCUUGUACGGCUGCAAGAAGCCGACCACCAACGAUGCGCUGAUAUUCACAUGCUGCGUGGGUACUCGCUCUGGCAUAGCAGCCUUUUUGGCGGAUAAGCUGGGAUAUAAGAAUGUUAAAAAUUAUGUCGGAUCCUGGCAAGAGUAUGCCCAGAAAAACAACCUGACCCCUGGACCGGCUAAAAUUUAACCAGAAUUCGAUUUCAGCUUUGCCGCUUUAUUCUAGAUGCGUAUUACAUACAAUAAAAUCAUGUAAUCUACUACAAGUUA